Messenger RNA from Zalophus californianus (California sea lion), 789 nucleotides. RefSeq names its product glyceraldehyde-3-phosphate dehydrogenase-like. The transcript has 2 exons. The coding region runs from base 1 to 789 and encodes 262 amino acids. Gene Ontology annotation, molecular function: oxidoreductase activity, acting on the aldehyde or oxo group of donors, NAD or NADP as acceptor; NAD binding. Lineage: Eukaryota; Metazoa; Chordata; Mammalia; Carnivora; Otariidae. The record is from RefSeq and is a predicted model, not a curated record.
AUGGUGAAGGUCGGAGUAAACGGAUUUGGCCGUAUUGGGCGCCUGGUCACCAGGGCUGCUUUUAACACUGGCAAAGCGGAUAUUGACCCCUUCAUUGACCUCAACUACAUGGUCUACAUGUUCCAAUAUGAUUCCACCCAUGGCAAAUUCCACGGCACAGUCAAGGCUGAGAACGGGAAGUUUGUCAUCAAUGGAAAGUCCAUCUCCAUCUUCCAGGAGCAAGAUCCUGCCAACAUCAAAUGGGGUGAUGCUGGUGCUGAGCUGGGGCUCACUUUGAAGAGCGGGGCCAAGAGGGUCAUCAUCUCUGCUCCCUCUGCCAAUGCCCCCAUGUUCGUGAUGGGUGUGAAUCAUGAGAAGUAUGACAACUCCCUCAAGAUUGUCAGCAGUGCCCCCUGUGCCACCAACUGCUUGGCUCCUCUGGGCAAGGUCAUCCAUGACAACUUCGGCAUCAUGGAGGGACUCAUGACCACCGUCCAUGCCAUCACUGCCACCCAGAAGACUGUGGAUGGCGCCUCUGGGAAGCUGUGGUGCGAUGGCCGAGGGGCUGCCCAGAACAUCAUCCCUACUUCCACUGGCACUGCCAAGGCUGUGGGCAAGGUCAUCCCUGAGCUGAAGGGGAAGCUCACUGGCAUGGCCUUCUGUGUCCCCACCCCCAACAUGUCCAUCAUGGAUCUGACCUGCUGCCUGGAGAAAGCUGCCAAAUACGACAACAUCAAGGUGGUGAAGCAGGUGUCAGAGGGCCCCCUCAAGGGCAUCCUGGGGUACACUGAGGACCAGGUUGUCUCCUGA